This is a messenger RNA of Paracoccidioides lutzii Pb01, 867 nucleotides long. RefSeq lists its product as hypothetical. Gene Ontology annotation, biological process: intracellular signal transduction; protein phosphorylation. Gene Ontology annotation, molecular function: MAP kinase activity; ATP binding. The record is from RefSeq and is a predicted model, not a curated record. Bases 1 to 867 code for a protein of 288 amino acids. Gene Ontology annotation, cellular component: nucleus; cytoplasm. The transcript has 4 exons.
AUGUCUGCCCUCUUUCAACUCGGUCAGAUCCUUAGGGGCCAGAUCGGUUCGUAUACCAUUAUCAAACGGCUUCAAGAAUCUGUUUGGCUCGCGACAUCUCAAAGCAAGCAAACGGUGAUAGUUAAAAGCGUUUGUCACUUUCGCCUUCAGAAUGAACGCGAUGUGCUCAAAAGUUUCCAAUCUCGCUCUCCCUUUGUACGCCCGUUGAUAGAUGAGAUUGCGGACCCCUCAGACCCACCGGCUAUUGUUCUAAAAUACGCAGCCGACCAUCUUCUGAAUGCUUCAGUCUCAAGAAAACUCACGAGCCCAGAGAUCAAGUAUGUUGCCAGAAGAAUCCUAGAGGCGUUCAGAAUGUUACAUGAAGAUGGCUUUGUGCAUACAGUUUUAAAGCCAAUAGCGCAUUUUUCACACGGAGGAUAUGCUAAGGACGGUGAUCUCAUAGGUGCACCUAUCUGGCGAAGCCCUGAACCACAGCUGCAAAUCGGCUGGGGAACACCUACAGACAUAUGGUCUUUUGGUAGCUUGAUCAUCACUCUGGUCUACGGCGACAAUUUCUUCCUGUUCGAACCAGAUGUUCCUGCCGGCCAUGAAGACUACGAACUGAGAAUUCUAACAAGACAAUGCCAAUUCUUUGGCCCGUUCCCUGUGACAUAUCAAGGCAUUUCGAGCCUUGAAACCCUAGCGAUCCUGACAUACAUAAUGCGGAGUUUACCGCCUGAAAAGUAUAAACCCUUCAAGCGAAUUACAGAAAAGGAAGUUUCGAAGGUAGACAGAGAUUUUAUUCUCAAAAUCAUGAAACUUGAUCCAAGGGACAGGCCUUCAGCUAGAGAGCUCCUGGAAGAUGAAUGGUUCAAUAUUGAAACUUGA